ACCGCAUUGUUGAUUGUUGGGUGCCCCUACGCGCACCGCACAAGAGCACAGCCAGUUGAUCAGUUGAUCUGUACCACCACACUUUGGCUCCUCCGCCCUCUGCUCUCUUCUGCUCGGCAGCCGAAUCUCCCUCCGCCCCGCCCGUGCUCAGAAACCCUCGGCGCCUUGCCCCUUUGCCAGAGGAUGCCAUUAACUCAGGUGCACAAACGUGGGGCUAUAAGCCGUUCCAUUGACAUUGGUAGGUUCUCUGAAUAUGGAGAACUGAAUCAAGCUUUGGCCCACAUGUUUGGCAUGGAAGGGCGACUCGAAGAUCGACAGAGUAUGGGUUGGAAAUGUAUCUACCAGGAUUAUGAGGGCGACUUCCUAUUUGUCGGUGAUGACCCAUGGGAGGAGUUUGUGAUCAUCGUCAAGUCCAUUUGGAUCUUGUCGCCUCAAGAGGUUCUUCAGCCGAUGUUUCCGGGUGGUGAUUUAACAUCAAGGCUGUAGCCUACGAAAUCAAUGCAGUGAAGAAUAUAGUGUAUAUGUGUGAGCUUAUUGUUGUGAGGGCUAAAAUUCUGCCAAGACUAGCUUGAUCAUGCGCGCUGCAAUAUUUGCCGUGAGGCCUAAAUUCUCCUAAGGCUAUACAUUUGAUCAUGGGUGCUGCGACGCGCCAUUUAAAUGCUA
Molecule: messenger RNA, 663 nt
Organism: Triticum urartu
Lineage: Eukaryota; Viridiplantae; Streptophyta; Magnoliopsida; Poales; Poaceae
Product: auxin response factor 5-like
Biological process (GO): regulation of DNA-templated transcription; response to hormone
Molecular function (GO): DNA binding
Source: RefSeq, a predicted model, not a curated record